CUUCAGUGUGGCUCCCUGCUGCUAACAAACGUAGAAGAAGAACAAGAACAGGAAAAAAACCCAAACGUGUAUCAGCUGAGUUGGAUGUAAAAUCUGUUUUUCACUCGUAGUUAUUUGACGCAGAUCGUUUAGAUGGAGAAUGACGUCCUCGUGUCUCUGGAGGAUUUGGGGUACCAAGGCCCCCUGUUGGAGGACGGAGCUCUGGAUUCUGCCGCCUCUGGAGGAGCAGCCUCUCCAGAGUUCACUAAGCUUUGUGCCUGGAUCGUCUCAGAGCUGAGGCUCUACCUCAGACUGGAGGAGAACGUCCACGCCACCAACUGUCCAAGCGAGGCAGAGGGCUUCCAACUGGAGAUGAGCGGUCUUUUGUCAGAGCUCGCCUGUCCUUACGCCGUCCUCACCAGUGGAGACAUCACCCAGAGGUUCCUCAGGAGGAUCGACUCUCUGCUGCUCCUCACCUUUUUAGUGUCAGAGCUGGAGGCGGCGAGGAUGAUUCUGGUCAGCAAACCUCAGCAGAAGGCUCAGGACUCUGGUAGCCCCGUCUUCCAGGAGCUGAAGGGCAUCUGCAUGGCACUGGGCAUGUCCAAACCUCCAGCUAACAUCACCAUGUUCCAGUUCUUCAGCGGAAUUGAGAAGAAGCUGAGAGAAGCCAUAAGUCGGGUCCCACCGAACCACGUAGGAGAGCCGCUGAUGAAGAAACAGCUCGGACCAGUUCACAUGGAGAAAAUAGAAGCUAUAAACCAAGCGCUUGUAAAUGAGUAUGAAGUUAGAAGGAAGAUGUUGUUGAAACGUCUGGACGUGACCGUUCAGUCCUUCAGCUGGUCGGACCGGGCUAAGACACGUUCUGAGAAGUUGGGUAGAGUCUACCAGCCGCUGCGCUCUGCCCUCGGCGCCAGAAGUAAAGUCUCUGUAGCACAUCUUCUCGCUGCUCGACAAGACUUCUCCAAGAUUCUUCGCACAAGCAGCGGCAAAAUCCGAGAGAAGACGGCAUGUGCCAUUAAUAAGGUUCUGAUGGGCCGGGUGCCGGACCGGGGAGGCAGACCCUGCGAGAUCGAGCCGCCGCCUCCAGAAAUGCCCUCCUGGCAAAAGCGUCAAGAUGCCCCCCAAGGAGGAGGACACUACAGUGGGGGGCACGGAGGUAGCAGGGGGGGCUACGAUAACUACUCCCAAGGUGGCCGUGGAGGCUACGAGAGAGGAGGUGGAGGAGGAUACGAUGACAGGGGUGGCAGAGGUGGACGAGGUGGGAAAGUGCAGGGAGGUUGGGUAGACGGGGGUGGCAGGGGGGCUUAUAACCAGGGUCACUAUCAGGAUGCAGGAGGUCAUCAUGGGCGAGGAGGGAGAGGAGGAUAUGCAGGUGGAGGCAACAACCAGGGAGGCUUCCAGGAUCCUGGCUACACUGGAGGAGGUGGAGGUUACCAAAACAGUUAUAACCAAGAGGGGGGCUGGCAUCAGGAAAGAGGCGGGGGUCGUGGAGGUCGGGGGGGUAGAGGAAGAGGAGGCAGAGGUGGCUGGGGAAGCAGAGGGGGGCAGAGUUUUAAUCAAGGAGGGCAGUUUGAACAGUUCUUCCAACAUGGAGGACAGCAGUUCAACCAGGCUGGCUUCAACCAGGGCCGAAACUUCACCAGCUGAAGGAGACGUCACAGCAGAGAUCACAUUCACUCAGUCACAAACUCAUGGAACAGGUUGUGUCACCUUCGACAGUCCGCCCAAAUGUUGAUGAGGAGCUCAGACGUUCAUACACUCAUUCAUUCAUCUCUACAGACUGUUAAGGAACCCCAGUUCCACAUAAAUCACCUUUUGUUUUUUUGCCUGAGUUUUCAAGCCCAACUGCCUUGUUGGAAACGAGUCAAUGAGCUGAACUCUGCUGUUCGGACCUCAUCGCAACACUUAAUCAGCCUUAUUAAGAAUUGUUCAUUAAAGCAUAAACUUCCUUAUCCCAGCGUUGGUCCACCUGCUGCUCGCUGGAUUUGGUGAUUACUUGAAACCGGCAAACAUUUUCCAGUUCUCAUGUUUUCUUAGUGUGUGUGACAUAUUUAAAUUUGCCUUGUUGCUCACGAAGAGCUGUAGCUGUUGGAAGGUUUGCAUGGAUGAGUGAAUAAGCAAUAAAAGUCUGUUCUAACGUU
Nothobranchius furzeri (turquoise killifish) is the source of this 2120-nucleotide messenger RNA. It is a transcript of the gene tslig3a, whose product is annotated as family with sequence similarity 98 member A. The record is from RefSeq and is a predicted model, not a curated record. Gene Ontology annotation, cellular component: tRNA-splicing ligase complex. Lineage: Eukaryota; Metazoa; Chordata; Actinopteri; Cyprinodontiformes; Nothobranchiidae.